CCGACACAACGUGCCACGUCCAAAAAAGAGUCAUUCAGACAGACAGAAGACAAGAGAGCCAACGAGAUUACCGAGAGACGAAUAUAAACCGACUUAUCGCAUUUGAUCACACUUGUUCUUUACCCUUAUCAUUGCAUCCUCUCCGUCCCCAGACAAGAUACAUUACUGGACGGUCGCGUGCGACUUACACACACACCGCUGAGCGAGAGACUUGGUUGGGGACCCCCACUGCCCACGUCCAACUGUUUCUCUCCUCCCACGCCUCUUUACCUCUUUCGAAUCACAGAGCCACGCCUUAUCCUCUUUUCCAAUACUACUUUUUCCAUCAACAACUGGGGCCAGGCGCACGAAUAUGGCAAUGGCGGAUCUUGUCAUGCCCAGACUGCCGGACCAGCAGUCCUCCUGGUUCCAUCACCCACAUCAGCACCAGCCGACAGGCCACCAGAGAUCCUUCUCCUAUCACAUGCCGCAACACAACUCCUCCGACAUCUCGCCUCUCAGCACAUCCGGGAGCAAUACCUCGCCCGUCUCACCAAAGAACUACCAUGGCCGCCAGGUCCGACCACUCUACGUCCCCGCCGUGCUGCGGCCCAAUGAAUAUCCAUCAAGCGCAACACCGGCCAAGACUUCACCGGGUCUCGACGAGGCUGACGAUGACGAUCGUGUAGUGCGCUCCAGCGGCAGCUUCACCAGCCUCUCGGGGAUCCUGAGCUUGAGUAGACUCUCGAGGAGAGACAGCGCCAAGGUUGUGGAAUGGGACUGGGACCUCUCGAAUUACCCAAAAGUCAACGGGCAGCCCACCCGGCGACACUGGAAGGCCGACCAGGAGUGCGACGUCUGCGACGACCCAACCUGCAAAAAGUACUUCAACUACUUUGUGCGACGGCACCACUGCCGGCGCUGUGGCAACAUUUUCUGCGACGUGCACUCGAGCCGCGAGGUGCCUCUCGACGAGAGCGCCAACUACAACCCUCGCGGGCAGAUGAGCCGCUGCUGCCAGCACUGCUACGGAGACUUCAAAGUCUGGCGCAGCCGGAACGGCAGCCUGAGUCUGGGCGCCAGCCAGGCAUUGCACCAGCCGCACCCACACCAGCCGCUCGCUGGGAGCAGGACAGUGCCGGCCAGCCCUACCCCCGCGAGUCCCAUCGCCGGCGCGAGCCCGACCACGCCGGGCAAGACCCAACCCGAGGUAGCGCUGAGUGUGCCAAGCGACUGGAACUGGAGCACCUUUUAAAUGUGCUGCCUAUAUUCUUCCACCACACAUCAUCAGUCUCAUGGCCGUCAUCCUCCAACGCUCGACUGACCAAACCUAUCUACUUAACAUAACAUAACAU
Cryphonectria parasitica EP155 is the source of this 1334-nucleotide messenger RNA. RefSeq lists its product as uncharacterized. The record is from RefSeq and is a predicted model, not a curated record. Lineage: Eukaryota; Fungi; Ascomycota; Sordariomycetes; Diaporthales; Cryphonectriaceae. Bases 353 to 1234 code for a protein of 293 amino acids. Gene Ontology annotation, biological process: protein transport to vacuole involved in ubiquitin-dependent protein catabolic process via the multivesicular body sorting pathway; protein targeting to vacuole. Gene Ontology annotation, cellular component: ESCRT-0 complex. Gene Ontology annotation, molecular function: phosphatidylinositol-3-phosphate binding; metal ion binding; ubiquitin binding. The transcript has 3 exons.